AUGAGCGGCGAAGAAACAUUACUUCAACGGAGGAAGAAGGCUGUUCGUUUCUCGAAGGAAGAGACCCUUUUGAUAUUGCGAGCUUAUAAAGAGCACCCGACUAGAUGGGCGGAUGUACUUGAAGAUGUACAAGAAAAUCUCGACCAUCUUCCUCAGGCAGCAAGGGACCUGUAUAGAAAUGGCUCGAUAAGAAAGCUGACAGACAGGAUGUCGGCAAAGUUGUCGAAACUGAUGGCUACGGGGGGAGUGAUAGAAGAUGAAGAUAUUAGGCGUGAAGUUAACCUGAUUCGAGAGAACGAACGAAGAAAUGUUAGAAAUGUGCCUGCAGUACCUGCAGGGGAACAGGUAAAUGAACAGCCAGAUGAUGUGUCUGACAAUGAGCAACCUGACCAGGUCAACCAGCAAAACAACCACCAACCUGGAGCUGCAGAUCGAAGGGACGCUAUGGCGGCUGCUGUAUCAGACACUGAAUCGGAUGGCGCACCGGCAGCACCAGAACCUCGGAGGCGCCGUCGGCGUCUUUCAGAUUUGAUUAAAGAAAAUCAUGAACUUUAUAAUGAUUUUAUGAAAAAGAAAAUGCCACGAUUUAUGCGCCAUUUCGGGCUUGAUUCGUCUAGUGAUGAUUAGGUAGUUAAUGUAAUUUUAUUUUCAAAACGUCUUAUUUUACAAUAAAGAUUCCAUUUCACACUUUUUUUCAUUAAUGACACCAUG
Molecule: messenger RNA, 711 nt
Organism: Mercenaria mercenaria
Lineage: Eukaryota; Metazoa; Mollusca; Bivalvia; Venerida; Veneridae
Exons: 3
Coding region: 1-627 (208 amino acids)
Source: RefSeq, a predicted model, not a curated record